Vollenhovia emeryi is the source of this 2148-nucleotide messenger RNA. It is a transcript of the gene ICA69, whose product is annotated as islet cell autoantigen 1. The record is from RefSeq and is a predicted model, not a curated record. Gene Ontology annotation, molecular function: protein domain specific binding. Lineage: Eukaryota; Metazoa; Arthropoda; Insecta; Hymenoptera; Formicidae. The transcript is spliced from 6 exons. The coding region runs from base 68 to 1699 and encodes 543 amino acids. Gene Ontology annotation, biological process: regulation of transport. Gene Ontology annotation, cellular component: Golgi apparatus.
CGGUUGUAAACAUUAACGCCGUGAUCCACACGCGCGCACACCGUGGCGCACCAGCGGGUCUUCCGUUAUGAACGCUUAUAACAAAGGUGCACCGGGCGUGUCGGGGAAUGCCUUUGAUUGCUGGGUUCAAAAGCAUGACGAUUCCGCCAUCAUAAAGAUGCAGUACCAAUUCUGGGUGAGAAAGCAGGCCUUGUCCCAGAAAUUGGGGAAGAAGGAGGACGAGUGUAUAGUCGCCUCAGACGCCGAGCUGGACGCGAAGCUAGAAUUGUUCCGCAGUAUCCAAGAUUCCUGUUCCUACUUACAGAGGGUUAUCGAUAGAUAUCAAGAGAGACUAUGCAACUUGGCCCAGGAGGAGAAUGGAAUGGGACGUUUCUUGAAAGAUGCCGGGAAGCAGGACAAGACUCGCGCCGGCAAGAUGAUGUCGGCGGUCGGCAAAUCCCUGUCCUACUCCGGUCAGCAGAGGCUCGCGUUGAGAUCGCCCUUGGGCCGAUUGUACCAGGAGGUGGAGACAUUCAGGCAAAGGGCCAUCGAAGACACGUUGCAGAAUGUACAAGCGAUGGAAAAGGCCCGCACCGAGUACCGAGCUGCUCUGUCGUGGAUGAAAAAUAUUUCCGCCGAUUUAAAUCCAGACGCGUCCAAGCAGCUGGAAAAAUAUAAGAAAAUUCAGGCCCACGUCAAGCAGGGCAAAAUAGUUUUUGACAAUCUGGCCCUCGACUGUCUUCAGAAAGUUGAUUUGCUAGCGGCGGCAAGGUGUAACAUGUUCAGCCAUGCCUUAGUUUUAUACCAAACCACCCUCCUGAAUUUCACAAAGAAAUCCGCACAGGCGUAUGCCACGAUAGCUAACAGCUUCAAAGGCUAUCAACGUUAUGACUUCACAGUCGUGCGAGAACUGGCGGAGACCUCCAGUAAAUUGGCGCAGGAAACUGGCGGCGACGAUGAUUUGGAGGACAAGGAUAAAUUACAAUUUUUCGACAUGGAUUAUCACGACGACGUUGAGGAAGCUCAGGAGGCUACCGCAAACUUGGGAAGCGCAUCGGCGAAAAAUAAGAAAGAGGACAAGCUCCUGGACAUAGAGAACGAGCCGAAGGAUACAUUGAUACAUUUGGAGACGACGGACUCUUCGAGAAACGGAGUCGUGCCUAGUACCAAAGAUACAGAAAACGAUAAGAGUCUCGAGGAGUUCUUUGGAAAGCUUAUCCUGGAGAAAGAUACGUCCAACAGUACUGAACAAUCGGUUAAUAAAUCUGAGAAAAAAAAUCAUACUCCAUUCAACAAGAGCUCCGAGGGACAGAAAUCAGUAAUAGACAUAUUCGAUGAGUGCAACGCCGACUUUAACUUGGCUGACCUGUCCCCCUUGUCAUCGGAGGCUCGGCAGCAGCAGCAGUCGUUAAAUUUACUGGCCUCCGAGAGCGCGGCGCUCUUCGACGAGAUCCUGAACGAUAAGCAGCCAUGCACAAACAAUGAUUGGGAAGGCAUAUCGCACGACACUUUCCUACCACCAAGCAUCUUGAAGCAGAGCCUGGGCGAUGCGGCGCUAGGUAUGGGACAGAAGAGUACCACUAGUAACAUGGACGAUAAAAAAAAGAAUAAGACUGGCAAGCAGAAAGGAAACUCGUGGUUGGAUUUGUUCGCUGAACUGGAUCCAUUGGCUAACAAUCCAAUGGAGAAUCUUUCUGGUGACAGUAAUGCUUCUGCUUAAUUCGUAAUGCACUCGAGCAUUUGCCCUCUUACUUGUAACGAUAAGAAAAACCGAUCGAGUUAUCGUUUGUUAUCGACGAGUGAUGCGACGAGCGCAUAAUUCACGAUAUUCUCACUUCAUACGUUUGUAUCGGUAAUUAUUAGUAUGUGAACUUUUAAAUUUAAUACUUCAGAUUUAUUUUAUCGUCAUAAGAAUCGCCAUAAGAAUCAAAAACCGUUUGAAUUACACAAGUUUUCAUAUAAGCUAAGAUACCAAAGAUAUAAGAUGUAAUAUUUAUUGAACAUUAUGCGCUAAUUAUAUUUUCUUUCAAAUAUAUAUGUAUAUAUAUAUACAUAUAUAUUACAAGAUCUUCACUAUAAAUUUACUAUGGAAUUCUUUGUAUUUCUGGCGGAUAUAUUUAAGGGUACGGAAGUAUACCGGCGGGCAUAAAUAUAUUUGCUUUCUAUUUA